Messenger RNA from Yarrowia lipolytica CLIB122, 1950 nucleotides. RefSeq lists its product as uncharacterized. The record is from RefSeq and is a predicted model, not a curated record. Gene Ontology annotation, molecular function: RNA binding; transmembrane protein transporter activity. Gene Ontology annotation, biological process: SRP-dependent cotranslational protein targeting to membrane; post-translational protein targeting to endoplasmic reticulum membrane. NCBI's taxonomy places the organism in Eukaryota, Fungi, Ascomycota, Dipodascomycetes, Dipodascales. Gene Ontology annotation, cellular component: Sec62/Sec63 complex.
AUGCCUUCGUACUCUUAUGAUGAAGAGUCGGACGUGUGGCCAUACUUUGCGGUCACGUUGGGCUCACUGGUGCUAGUCCCCUGGACUCUCAGUGCCGUCUAUCCGGUUCUGUGUCCCCCCAAGACCCAGGCGACUCUUCCCGAGGGCGUGACUCCAUUCCGUCCCCCCCAUGCGGCGGACAUUGACUCGUUCCAGAGCAAGCAACGGCGCGGAAAGCUGCUGUCCAAGCGCAACGUGGCUCUGGUUGCGGGGUGGGCGGCUCUGAUUGGAGCGCUGGUGUUCAUUUCACAACAGGAGGUCAAGGUCAAGGCCGACACGUUUGAUCCGUACGAGAUUCUGGGCGUGUCCUUCUCGGCCACAGAGAAGCAAAUCAAGAGCCACUACAAAAAGCUGUCGGUCAAGCUGCAUCCCGACAAGAUCAAGCUGGUGGCUAACCAGACCAUGGAGCAGGUGGAGGACGCGUGGGUCCAGAUCACAAAGGCCUACAAGGCGCUGACAGACGAAGUCACCCGAAACAACUUUCUGGAGUUUGGCCAUCCUGACGGCCCCCAGCAGACCGACCACGGUAUUGCUCUGCCCAAGUGGCUCGUGGAGGGCCAGGGCUCUCCCUUGCUCAUUGGUGUCUACGCCAUUGUCGUGGGAGUCAUCCUCCCCUACACCAUUGGCAAGUGGUGGACCGGAGUCAAGUCCUACACUCGUCGUGGAAUCCACAACAAGACCGCAGCCCGGUUCUUCUCCAUCAUGGCCAAGGAGCAGCCAGACUACAUCACUCACAAGCGAAUCCUGGAGGCCGUGUCCGAGGCCGAGGAGUACCGAAUCAACUUCCCCGAGCUCACCAGCAAGCAGGUCUACGAGCUUCUAGACGACUACCUCCACAGAAAGGCUUCUUCCAAGCCCGCCGCUAUGCUGGGCGUGGCUGCUUUGGCCCCCAAGCUGCUGGAUGGCUUUGCCGACAUUGCCAUCGAGUUCAAGCCUCUGGAGGUGGUUCAGCGAAUUAUUGAGGUUCAGCGAGCCAUGGUUCAGGCCGUUUCUCUCGACCAUCUUCCUCUUGGAGAGAUGCUGCAGCUCCCUCACGUGGACUACGAGCAGGUGACCAAGAAUGCCAAGGGCUACGGUACCGGCUCCAUCCUGGGCUUCAAGGAUGCCCAAUUCAAGGAGAUUCUGGGCGUCGACAAAUCUGAUAUUACAUCGGUCAAGAACACCGCCAACGCUGUGCCCAAGAUUGAUAUUGUGGAUGCCUACUUCAAGGUGCCUGGUGAAGACGUGGUGACCCCCCAGUCUGCUGCCCAUCUUGUUCUACGAAUCCGGGUGCGGCCAUUUGGAACCAAGCGACCUCUCAACAUUGAUACCGCCAAGCUCAAGCAUGAUCUGCAUCUCGACGAGCCUAUCGAGGUGCUCAAGGAGCCCACAAUCACCAACAGCAACGCUCCUCUGCUGCCUCACACCUACGCACCCUACUUCCCUGCUCUCCAUCAGGGCAAGUGGGUUGUGUUUAUCACCUCUGACAAGGACAACAAGAUUGUCGAGGGUCCCGGCGAGAUCACCCGGCUCGACGUAUCCAACCUGAGCAAUCUCAAGCCUGGCAAGGACGUGGAGGAUGGCGUUAUCGGCACCUUCAAGAUCCAGCUCAAGAACCCCACUCCCAUGUUCCCCGGCAAGUUUUCGUACAAGGUUAACGUGCUCAACACGGCUUACUUUGGCGUCGAUGCUGUAGAGAAGCUGAACGUGGAGGUCAAGAACCCGGAGAUUCCCGCUGAUGACGACGACGAGGACGACAUUUCCGAGCCUGAGGAGGACUCCAUUGCUGGCGCUCUGGCUUCUGCCCGGGGCCAGAGCACCAAGAAGGCCGCCGUAGUGGACGACGAUGAGGAGGACUCCGAGGAGGAGGAGGAUCUUUCGGAUAUCGACACCGACACCGAGGACGAGGCUGAGGAUCCCAAGAAGAAGUAA